This is a messenger RNA of Felis catus (domestic cat), 976 nucleotides long. It is a transcript of the gene CLEC2D, whose product is annotated as C-type lectin domain family 2 member D. The transcript has 5 exons. The record is from RefSeq and is a predicted model, not a curated record. The coding region runs from base 147 to 746 and encodes 199 amino acids. Gene Ontology annotation, cellular component: external side of plasma membrane. Lineage: Eukaryota; Metazoa; Chordata; Mammalia; Carnivora; Felidae.
AAGCUGCUUUCUGACUCAUGUGGUCCCUUUUCUUUUCGUGAGGCGGGGGUGUAAAUGAGGAAGUUCUAAACCGAAAGGAGAGGUGGUUCUCUUGGCUUGGAAGCGAUCUGAAGCCACUUGUUAGCUGUCUGCGAUGUAGGGGCAAAAUGCAUGAUAGCAAUUGUGUGGAGAAAGCCUGUGUGCCGGUGGAACUGCUGAGAAACCCAAAUUAUCUGCCCUCAAAAAAGCAUUCUACUAAAGUUAAACGAAAUAGAGCCUUUUCCUUCAUCAUCACAUGUUUCAUACUUAUAUUGAAUGGAAUAAUUAUAUACGUUGUAGUAACCAGAAGAAAACCCCAUCAAAUACCGCCAGAGUGCCUUGAAGCUGCAUGCCCAGAAAACUGGAUUGGUUUCCAAAGAAAGUGUUUCUAUUUUUCUGAUGACAUCAAAAAUUGGACAUUCAGCCAGAGGUUUUGUGUCUCACACGGUGCUGAUCUUGUUCAGAUUGAAACCGUCCAGGAACUGGGUUUCCUGUUGCGGUAUAAAGGCCCCUCUGACCACUGGAUUGGGCUCAGCAGAGAAGAAGGCCAACCAUGGAAAUGGAUAAAUGGCACUGAAUGGACCAGCUGUUUUCCUAUCAGAGGAGGAGGAGAGUGUGCCUAUUUGAAUGACAACGGUGCCAGUAGUGCCAGGCACUAUACGGAGAGAAAGUGGAUCUGUGCCAAAGAGGACACAUACUCCAAGAUCAGGAGGCAAAAUGCAACGUAACUCUUCCCUCGUGAACUGUACUCCUUCCCGAAUGUGUCUUAGCUCCGACAGUGUGGAGCCUGCUGCGGAUUCUCUCUCUUGCUCCCCAUCAAGAACCCCCCCAAGACUGCCACAUAUAAUUGCUUUGUAUCCAGGUGCUGUUUUGUUAAUCAACUUGGUAACUUUCCCCCAAAAAGCUUUCCUUCUAGAAUCCUCAUUGAGAGAAUAAAAGCAGUUUCUUUUGUACAUAA